Messenger RNA from Nematostella vectensis (starlet sea anemone), 996 nucleotides. RefSeq names its product allograft inflammatory factor 1. Gene Ontology annotation, biological process: actin filament bundle assembly; ruffle assembly. Gene Ontology annotation, molecular function: actin filament binding; calcium ion binding. The record is from RefSeq and is a predicted model, not a curated record. The transcript has 7 exons. Bases 125 to 574 code for a protein of 149 amino acids. NCBI's taxonomy places the organism in Eukaryota, Metazoa, Cnidaria, Anthozoa, Actiniaria, Edwardsiidae. Gene Ontology annotation, cellular component: actin filament; ruffle membrane.
GGAACGCUGAUGCUUUGUAUUCAAGAUGACAAUUAUCAGACUCAGACGGAAUUUAAAGUAAUAGAGGACUUAACGGGGGAAGAUCAUUUGUUGCAUUUGGCGGAGUUACAACACAACAGCUACCAUGGAAAAGCUGGAUCACCAAGGUGGAAAAUUAUUUGGAGAAAAGAAGAAAAAAGAAGAGAAGAGAUUGGAUGAGAUAAAUCAGAAAUUCUUAGAUUGUGGGGACUACGAUGACGAAGAGGAAUUCCCAAACCUGAAGGAAAGACUGAAGUCUUAUAAAAAGCAGUUUAUGGAGUAUGAUACUGACUGCUCUGGCGAAAUUGAUAUCGUAAAACUUAAGCUGGUGAUGGAAAAACUUGGUCAGGCUAAGACUCACCUCGAGUUAAAGAAGAUGAUAGCGGAAAUAGAUACCACAGAUUCUGGUACUAUAUUCUACAACGAAUUUGUCACGAUGAUGCUGGGCAAGAGUAACGCAAUUCUCAAGAUAAUCCUUAUGUUUGAGGAGAUGAAGAAAGAACAGCCAAAGCCCACAGGAUACCCGCCAAAGCGUGAUCUUUCCAGCCUUCCUUGAAGAACACCACAGGAAUCCUGUAGUCUCCAUUGAAGCCACCCGCAUUAGACACGCGGGAGGAUUGGAGGGUUUUCGCGACUGACAAACGCGGAGGGCUGCAAAGGAUACUGCAGGAUUUCUGAGCUUUUCUAUUUUGCUCGAAAUAUUCUGCAUAGAUUCUGCGUAGAUAGUUAUUUGGGCUACAUCUAAAUCUAAGUGUACUACACCCUCAAUUGAAUAUAAAUUGGUUAGGGUAUUUUAAAAAUGGGGAGUGAACUCGGAAUAAAUGCGUGCGAGAAUAGCAUGUGCGUGAAAAUUACUAACACGAAAAACUUCCAUUUUUUACAGAGUAAUAAGGUUAACAAAAGGAUGAGAGAAAUAAUAUAAAGACUGUCUUCCUUCACGAACAUGAACAAUUGUAUUAAAAAAAUGAAACAUGAUAA